UCCGCCGCAAAAUUCUCGGGUGAAAUGUAUUCGAAACGAUUUACGUCCAUGAGGCUAUAGCGACUCUUCGAGUCUUCGAAGACAAAAUCCUGUGAAGCUCACCGAUGUCACUCCAAAUUUGAAGCUUCUCCGAAGGGUCCGCAAGACAGGAGAGCGCAAAAAUGGGGAUCCUGUGGUCGAGGUUCAAGAGCAAGCCUGGAACCAAGGAGUUGUUAGACGACAUCGAAAAGAAAGUCCGAAACAUAAAUGAGUACAAAUUGAGCACAGAGCGACAGCAGAAGAGGCUCGUGGGGGCGUUGAUAUUAUACUCAUGUUUAUUCUACAUCUUGUGUAUGAUUAUAACUUAUGUGUGGUACUUCCCGAAGACACUUCAGGGCCAAGUGUUGUGCAUCGUGCCUCUGGUGCUGUUUCCUGUAGGAAUUGUACUUGCCAAAAAGCUUCUUCAGUGGUACUUCAGAGAAAAAUCGAAAGGAAGAACGAAGAGCUCACAGAUCUGAUCAAGCAGAAGCGCUCGGUGCUUGACAACUGUCAUGGAGACCGAGACCUACAAAGUUGCCAAGGAAAUUCUGGAGAAGUACGAUCCAGAAACGCUCAGGAAGAGUGUCAAAGUAGAAGAGAAGACUGUCAAGCCAUUGCUUGGCACGGAUGCAGAUGUGCGGAGGCGCAUGAUUCCCCCUCAGCCCAUGAAGGGCCCCAUGCGCCCAGGAGCCCGGCUACCUCACUCCAACCUCAAGAUGCCUUCCUCCUCUAUGCCCAAUGCUCCCUUUGAGGAGCGUCGCAUGAUGGUAGUUGCACCGGGCAUGUCGAGGAAUGGGCAACAGGCACACGGCCCAUUGCCAAUGCCUGCUCUGCCCCGGCCAAUCCUUCCCCGGGAGAGGACGGCUUUCGAUCGAGUCAUCGACUUUAUCGUGGGAGAAGGCCCCAACAACCGGUACGCGCUCAUCUGCACCCGCUGCUCCUCGCAUAACGGGAUGGCACUCAAGGAAGAGUACGAGUAUCUGGCAUUCCGGUGUUGCUACUGCUUCCACUGGAACCAGGCAAAGAAGCAACGCCCAGAAUUGCCGAGGGUACUCGAGCUGCCACAGCCGGGCCUGCUCGCUCUUCCAUCUCCAACUUCAGCUGCGCCUGCUCCUGCUGAGGAGUCCUCCAUCACGGCAAACAACCUCAGCAGUGAAAAAGACGCAGAUGAAACGGACAUGGAAACAUGCGACGAAGGCCCCGAGAGCAAGCCGGCAAAGGAAGAAGCCCCGCCGGAUGACUGCCUUCCCGCUGCCAAAAUCUUGCCGGUCGACGCGUCGGGUGACAUCUUGGGACCGCACGAGAUGGCCCGUCAGCCAAAGCAGGCUGUCGUAGCACCGUUGCCCAAGAACCCGCUGUCGAAAAAGGAGGACUAAGUCGCCAGUCGCCCUAGACGUGCCUUAAAAUUUUCUUAUAGCUCCUACUGCUAACCAAGACAGACUCUCCAGUGUUUAGUGAGGAGUGCCAAGAUGCUGCCAUGAAUCUUGGUGAGAUAUUAAUGAAGCAAAACGUUUGUAGCGCUUCUUUUGGAUGAUUGUUUCUCGUAGGGGUGGGGUGGGGGUUUAGGGAAGAGCGGUGUGUCUGUACACGUGUUAUUGGUAGCAAUCUCCCAUUUUUGUUUUGACUGUGUACAGUUAACAUUCAAAUGUUUGUUCAGUAAUUGUGACUGAAUAGAAUAGUAAAUUAUACGUCGGUUUCUUUCAGUGUUUUUUUUUUUUUCUUGUCUUGUGACUGGUGCAGUUGAAGGGUCUCACUGAAUGUAUAUGUGUGUGUGUGUGUGAUUGUGUUUUUUGUUAAUUUUUUAAUUUAGAGCCUACUCUCAAAAUGAAUCCUUGCAUGUUGGUUGCUGUGGAGUCCUGAAACAUGUCCUAGGCACUUGACUAAUUCGCAGCAUUCGUCAAUUAUAGUGCUUGCUUUCACACAGCUUGUGGGAUUUUUUUUAUAAAUGUAUAUGUAUAUGCAAGUAAGCGUCUUUCUCUGCUUAUGCUUACCACUUGCGUUAUCUAAUUGAAUUUUAACAGGCCUUGAUAAACUGCUGCUUCUGUUGCAAAUUGUGCCUUGAUAGGCGAUUGUCAUGUUGCGAUGCGUGACUAUGUGCGCAACUGCAUUUUAAGUUUGAUAAUCGGAAAACUAAUUUUAUGAGUUCGUCAAGGCUUUCAUUAAGACGGGUAUAUGGCAAAGAAUUGACUGACAAGAAGGUGGGAUGCCGCUAUGUCCGAAUGGCUUCUUGUGCUCUUGUGUAAUAUUCACAAUGCAAUUUGUAUUUACUUGCAUCGUAGCAGUACAGUGCCAUUGACCCAGCUGCAUUAAAAAUUGCCGUCGUUCAGAUCUCGCAGUGCCUGCUUUAGUGACACCGCUAUUAUAACGAGGCUUCUGCGACUAUCGUGCAUGCAAUGAAUAGCUUCCUAGUUAAUAGUGUAUUAAUCCAUAAUAUUGAGUGACCUAAAUAUAACUCUUGCUGAUUCAAAUGAUACUCGUUCCCAGGAAUUGGAAUUGAUAUGUCAUCUGUAGCAUGCAUGCACAGUAAGGCCAUUUUACAGGUAGAUGCAUUUUAGUGGCAUUCUCUUAUUGGUCGGCUCAAGAUAUGCAUAAAUGCCUUGAAUAUCACGCACUGCGACUUAAAUGUGGGCUCUAAUUGCUCUGAAAAAACUCCUGGUUCAGAUCACUGUUCUCACUUCUAUAGUCUGUUAGUUAAAGAAGGAAAAAGAAAAACAUCCUCACUGUGGAUUUUUUUUUUCAAGUUGGACUGUUCUGGUGUGUUGUGUUGCGAGAUUAAACAAAUAUGUGCAGAAA
Messenger RNA from Rhipicephalus microplus (southern cattle tick), 2811 nucleotides. It is a transcript of the gene Lnpk, whose product is annotated as zinc-ribbon metal-binding protein lunapark. The record is from RefSeq and is a predicted model, not a curated record. Gene Ontology annotation, biological process: endoplasmic reticulum tubular network organization. Gene Ontology annotation, cellular component: endoplasmic reticulum tubular network. Lineage: Eukaryota; Metazoa; Arthropoda; Arachnida; Ixodida; Ixodidae.